Oryza brachyantha (malo sina) is the source of this 1987-nucleotide messenger RNA. RefSeq names its product GATA transcription factor 5-like. Gene Ontology annotation, molecular function: zinc ion binding; sequence-specific DNA binding. Gene Ontology annotation, cellular component: nucleus. The record is from RefSeq and is a predicted model, not a curated record. The coding region runs from base 241 to 1383 and encodes 380 amino acids. Gene Ontology annotation, biological process: positive regulation of DNA-templated transcription. Lineage: Eukaryota; Viridiplantae; Streptophyta; Magnoliopsida; Poales; Poaceae. The transcript has 3 exons.
UAAAGUAAAGAAAAGGUUUGGGAGCUGGGCGUAAAAACGGAGGAGACGGAGGGGGCGACGGAGAAGGAGGGCGAACAGUGCAUUUGUUGCGCACACGGACUUUGGCAGCCAUUCAAUGACCCACCGGGGGGGCGCUCAUCUCUUCCCACCCCGCCGCUGCCUUUUCCCCCGCUUCCCACUUCCUCCACGCCUCCUCCUCGCCGCCUUCGCUUUUCCGCCUACGCCGCCGCGGCAGCAGCCAUGUCGUCGUCGUCGUUCGCCCACCACCAUGGCUCGCUGGUGGAGAAGGACGGGAGGAUGUCGUCCGCGUUGAGGAGUAGCCUGAGGCCGGUCGAGGCGGCGGAGGAGAUGGCCGCGGCGGCGGCGGCGGUCGCGGGGCCGGCGGCGUGGGGGGCGGCGGAGAGAGGGGCAGGGAUGGUGGGGGACGGGUUCGAGGUGGAGGACCUGCUCGACCUGGAGGAGCUCUGUGAGGUGGAGAAGGACGGCGGCGAGCAUGGCGAGGCGGCGACGGCGGCCGUGGAGAAGGAGAGGUCUAGUGACUCGCAUGGUUCGUCGGUGGUGUCGUACGAGCCCAUGCCGCUGCUGCCGCCGGUGAUGGACCUGCCGGCGCAUGACGUGGAGGAGCUGGAGUGGGUGUCCCGUAUCAUGGAUGACUCGCUCGCCGAGCUCCCGGUGCCGCAGCUCCCUGCGGCGGCGUUGGCAGCGUGCAAGCCGCAGCACCGGCGGCCGCAGGAGGAAGGCGCGGCGUCAACGCUUGUCCCUGCAAGGACGCCGACCAUUUGCGCGCUGUCGACGGAGUCGCUGGUGCCGGUGAAGGCGAGGCGGAGCAAGCGGUCUCGUGCCUCCGUGUGGUCGCUCUCCGGUGCACCCCUGUCCGACUCGACGUCGUCGUCGUCAACCGGGACAACCUCCUCCUGCUCGUCGUCCGCCUCCUUCUCGCCGUUCCUCCAGUACGUGGACAUCCCCACGCUGGUCGCCUCCGACCUCCUCGACGAGCAGCCGCGCUCCAAGAAGUCCAAGCACGGCAAGAGCGGCAAGCCAAAGAAGCGCGGGCGCAAGCCGAAGCACCAACAGCCACCACACCUCGCCGCCAGCGCCGCCGGCGGCGCCACCCAUCCCGGCCCGGGCGACCGCCGCUGCAGCCACUGCGGCGUCCAGAAGACGCCCCAGUGGCGCGCCGGCCCCGAGGGCGCCAAGACGCUCUGCAACGCCUGCGGCGUCCGCUACAAGUCCGGCCGCCUCCUCCCGGAGUACCGCCCGGCCUGCAGCCCAACCUUCGUGAGCAGCCUGCACUCCAACUCCCACCGCAAGGUGCUCGAGAUGCGCCGCAAGAAGGAGACGGUCAUCGUGCCGUCCGCCGCGCCGGCCGUCGCCUCGUUCUAGCUAGCACCUCCGUCGAGGUGGCUGUACAUUUUUCCCGGCCGUAUCAUUAGUUUGCUGUACCGUACCUGAACUUCCCUCCCUUUAUCUAUUUAGUUGCGUUGUACUGCUAGAAUUAAUUUAGUAGGAAAUUAGAGGUCUUUAUUAGAGAUUGUGUUAGGUUUAGUGAUCAACAUUUGCAUGUUUUAGCAUUUAUAGAUUGUUAGUGUACCGCCAUAGCUGUAGUGGCUCUAGUAUACGUAACUCCAGCUCUUCACUCUGUCCAGCAGAAUGGCUGGGAGCCUGAAGUAGAUGUCUAGGGUUGCCAUCGGAGUGAAAACAAGAAACUGGGCUGCCUUGUUUUAACCGAGAGGGGUCAGAAAGAAUGGAGUAUCUGGUGAAAGCACCGUGGUGUGCCUUGGCCUGCAUCAUCACAUCGGCCUUGCUGGUGCCAAACCCAUCUUGUCCAUGGGCACUCCACAUGACCACAUCGAGAACAUUGGUGCUAUGUCGAGGUCAUCGCACAUCACUGUAGAUGGUCUCCUGAAGUGAUCUCUCAUCCCCAGCCUCCAGGGUCAGUACUACUCUGUCUUAAAAAAAAAGAUGAGUUUUUUAAGUCAGAUCGUUU